AUGAAAACAAAAUUUAUAUGAUUUUGUUUUGACGUUUCCCUGGACUGUACGUAAGACGACAGCAGUCAGUACUUGGUAGAGAGAAAAUGUAGAUAACACACAGAAACAUUCAAGUACUUGAAAAAUGGUGAAAUAUAUUGUGUUUAUGGAUCCAAUAAGACAAGAGGAAAUAGAAAAAUUCUACGAUGCAUGUCAACUACAUAGAGAAUAUUAUAAGGGAUAUCCGAAGCGAUACCAUCCGCUGACCUUCUUCAAGGAGCCACAAUACAUGUUUCAAUGUCCUCCUGAAAUGUCUCAGGUUUAUUUAAGCUUCCCACCAUUCCACGUGAAAUACAAGCAACCAGUAGCGUUGCCUUCUUCCACAGACCGAACAUCAGGUUUUCCAGCGUUACCCGAUAGAAGCCUAAAAGCCCGGUUUAAUAAGGGACCUUGUAAAGCAUUUGUAAGGUAGUAAAACAAAAAGGGUUGUUGGGGCAAAACGGAGAAAACGAAAAAAUAUUUAAUUUAAUUUUUAAUAAACCUAUUUCGAAGGUA
Molecule: messenger RNA, 534 nt
Organism: Danaus plexippus (monarch butterfly)
Lineage: Eukaryota; Metazoa; Arthropoda; Insecta; Lepidoptera; Nymphalidae
Exons: 4
Coding region: 125-451 (108 amino acids)
Source: RefSeq, a predicted model, not a curated record